Molecule: messenger RNA, 3795 nt
Organism: Diaporthe citri
Lineage: Eukaryota; Fungi; Ascomycota; Sordariomycetes; Diaporthales; Diaporthaceae
Exons: 5
Coding region: 1-3795 (1264 amino acids)
Biological process (GO): intracellular calcium ion homeostasis; calcium ion transmembrane transport
Cellular component (GO): membrane
Molecular function (GO): calcium channel activity; calcium ion binding
Source: RefSeq, a predicted model, not a curated record
AUGACGUCCCCUGUACAUGUCGACACCAGCGAGAAGGCUGACCCAAAUCUCCUGGCUCCCGACGCAGCCACCCUCAGUCACUAUUCAGACUCGAGGGAAAAUGCGAACCGACUUAUGGACGAUCUUGAAUUGCUGCGUGUCGAACGUCAGGUCAGCAACGCGGAGAAGGAAAAGGAAAAUGCCUCCAGACGCCGGUCAAGAUCGCAACAACACCAUCCCCAUGACAGGCACAAGCCUGAAGCCCCGCCAGAGGACGCCUUUCACACCCUGACCGAACCUACCCAACUACCCCAGAUCUCAGCAGGACCAGAACCGACGGCCUUGGGCAAGCUGUUUAAGAAACUUAGAAGGUUUCCCAGAGUAGUGCGCUACUUCGUCUAUGCUAUACCAGUGGCAGUCGUUCUCCUGACUCCAAUCUUACUGGAUAUUUAUGCAUUCACAGGGAGCGACAACCCCGUGGGUGGCCCAGGCGGCCUGAGGCUCCUCUGGUUCGGAAUCUGGCUCGAGAUCGUAUGGUGCAGUCUCUGGGCGAGCCGGAUUUUGGUUUCGAUGCUACCGUUCUUACACGGCCUCGCGGCAAAGAUGGUCGGCUCCAGCAACCACAAGAAAUGGAAGGACAUCGGCAGACAAAUGGAAAUGCCAAGCGCCGGUUUCCUAUGGAUGUUGGGUUUGAUUGCCUCGUUCAAGCCUAUCACGGAUGAUCAUCGGAACCCAGGGGGAAACUGGUCUGACGAUGGGGAUCCGCCUUACAUUACCUGGAUCGAUAUUGUCUGGAAAGUCAUUAUUGCACUUUUCGUUCUCGCUGCUAGUAACUGGGCGGAAAAGAUUUUGAUCCAGUGGGUUGCGACGUCCUUCCAUUCCAGGACAUAUGCGUCUCGAAUCGAGCAGAACAGACUGGAGAUCAACUUCUUGGUCCGACUUUACGAGUUCAGCAAGGAAAAGCUGGCUCACGACGACCCGGUCUGGAUGGACUCCAACGGCGGUCCUUCCGGCUCCAAGACCCCCAUGAAAAUGGUCCAGGACAAUGCACGGCAAGCCUGGACUCAGAUAGGCAAGGUUGCUGGCAAAAUGGCUGGAGACUUUACAGGCCGUAAGGUUAUGGCAGCUGGUCACCCCAAGAAGGUCGUUUUGGAGUUGCUUCGCAACCAGCACAGCAGCCACACAUUGGCACGGCUGAUUUAUCGAACUUUUGUCCGCCCUGGCGAGGAGACAAUCACGCUCGACGACCUCAAGCAGGCAUUUUCCUCAGCAGAGGACGCCGAAACUUGCUUCGGAGUCUUCGACAAAGAUCUCAACGGCGACAUCUCCAUGGAAGAGCUCGAGCUCGUCUGCAACGAGAUUCACCUCGAGAAAAAAGCCAUCGCCGCCUCGCUGAAGGAUCUGGACUCGGUGAUCAAGAAACUUGAUACGGUCUUCCUGUUCAUCAUCUUCAUCAUCGCAGUCAUCGUCUUCAUCUCCAUCCUUUCAGGCUCGGCGGCUGCUGCUCUCGGCACUAGUGGUACCACCAUCCUCGGUCUGAGUUGGAUGCUCCAGGCAACGGCUCAGGAAUUCUUGCAGUCAAUCAUCUUCGUCUUUGUUAAACACCCCUUUGACGUAGGCGAUCGAGUCACCGUAUACGGCAACACAGGGUCACUCGGUACUGGUGAUGAUUACUACGUGCAAGAAAUCAGUUUGCUGUACACUGAGUUCAAGAAGAUGGAAGGCCAUAUUGUACAAGCACCCAACUCUCUGCUCAACACGCUCUUCAUCCUCAACCAGCGCCGCUCCAGUGGAUUGGCCGACCCCAUCGAGCUCAAGCUGAAGUUUGGUACAUCGGCAGAGCUCAUUGAGGAACUCAAGAACCGCAUGCUCGACUUUAUUCUCGAGAACAAGCGCGACUACCAGUCAAAGAUCAUAAGCGAGGUCCGCACCAUUGACGAGGUUUACUCGGUGACCCUGAACUUCAUUUUCUUCCACAAGUCCAACUACCAAAACGAGCUGCUCCGACUUCAGCGCCACAACAAGUUUGCUGCGGAGUUGAUGCGCAUCAUGACCGACUUGGGAAUAGAAGGACCAAGGAAGAUGGAGCCGGGCGGAGCCCAAAACUUCCCUUUCUACCUCGCUUACCCGCCCGCUCCCAGCGAGAGCGCGCCGAAGGAGAAUGCCAUCAGGGACCAGCGCAGCGGUAGUCUCCGGACAGGGCCCGGCAGCGUCCACCGCGACGACGCAUCAUUACGUCCAACAAGCCCACCCAGCCCUGACGUGCGACGACGUAGGGCGGAGUCGCAAGCCCGAGCACAAUUUGACCGCUUUCCGGACUUCGGCGAUGUCUUUGAGGGCCGCAAAGACCCUGCUGCUGCCAACCUGGCCCGCCUGCAAAGCCUGAGGGAGGAAGCCGCUAGUGUUAGCCAGUCCUCGGGCGUCGAUCGGUUUGGACGGGGCCCAAGUCUGGACAGGGCCGAUUACGACGGGAAGCGCUGGUUCUUCACCUACGGGCCCACGGGCCAGUCACAGUUCCAGUUCCCGCGGCCGGGCGACGAAUUCCCGGAAUUCUGCUGCGCGGGUGCCGCCUUUCUCCCUGCGGUGGAGCUGAUGCCCGAGGAGAGGCUGGAGAGCGAGAGGCAGGUCCGCAGGCUGUUGAAUGCCAGCGGGUCCAGGGCCGCAGGGAGCCCGGGGGAGGGUGUGGACGGGACUGGAGAGUCGACUGGCGAGCCAGCAUCCGUGCCACUUGUGACUCGAGAGGAACAUUCUCAAAGCAACGAGCCACCAUACCAGGCGGUGGACACAACUGCGCCUACACCGAUCAUGAGCGAACCGGUUCUGGCGGUCGUCGAAACCACAGCUGCUGCUCCGUCACUCGGCCACCAAGGCCAACGCCCGUCCCCUGCCGCAACGCAUUCAUCAUCUCCCGAACUACCGAUGUUAGAUGGCCGGGCGGUCGACUCGGCACAUUCGUCUCUGCUCGCUCUCUCUAUUGGGGAUGUUCCGGAGCUCUACAGCGAAUCGACAGCCCUGUGUGAAGACGAGAUCAACCCGCCACCCGUGGAGCUUCCUGUUAACGAAGGAGGCUGGAAUGGGCAAAUCACAAUUUCGACUUUUGUGAUUCAGGAUCCUGUCGAGCUCCCGGCGUGCGAAGCACCUGGAGCCAGAUUGGGCGAAGGAAACCGUGCCGUUGGGCUCGGGUCGAAAUCCCAUUCGCCGGUGACCUUGACCGGUGAUUCUGCGGCCCAUUCGAACGCUGGGCGGGGAGAGGCCAAAGAAAAGAGCCGUGGCCAUGACCGUGCUGGCUUGCCUUCCCAAGCUUCGAGGAUGUCUUCCAAGACAACACUUGAUGAGACCUCGCUCCGCGAUAGUGUGAACCCUAAGCCGGAUGAAGAGCCUUCACCCGAGGACUCUGUCCAGCCAGUCGAGAAGUUCGGAACAGAACGAAGGGACCUGUCGCAUUGCCCGUCCAUCCUUCGGCCAGGCCCACGGCGCUCCGGCCAGCUACCGCUUCAACAACAGCCGCGGGCGGUGGCGCCAGCUCCUGUCACGAGCACGUCUCACGCUGCCCGUGUCCGGCUCCACCAGCAACAGGAGCAGCAGCAAAAGGAAAAGGUUGAAGCAGGUCCAGCGUCCCAAGAACAACCUGCCAGGAUGCCCGCCAUGCCGCCUGCACUUCACCCACACGAGGUGCCAGCGCCUGCCUCCACAGAAAGCCACGAAGCACCCCGUCCUGGCGACCUGAGAAAGAAUCGCCUGCCUAGUUCAGUCAACUUCGUGAUUCCCAUAACACAUCUUAAACGUCGAACCCAGCUCCGCAUCAAGCAUUUCUAA